AUUAGUGCACGCCCCUCCAGCCUCUCGCCCGCCAGAUAAGCGUUGAAUUCGUGUCACACGCCUCGCCACUGGCUUUGCUUAUUCUUUUGCUUGACUGAUUCUUGUUUCGCACCUCGUGUUUCCCUCCCACCAUGGCCUCCAAACCGUCGCCUCCGCAAGUGCGUGAGAAAGUAGAUCUGCUCAUCAAUAAUCUGGUCAACAUCAAAGAUGCCACCGGUCAGUUCCUGCUGCGUCUGCAGGACGGUCGAGUCAUCGACACUAAAUCCUGGCACGGCUGGGAAUGGACGCACGGGAUUGGUCUAUACGGCAUCUGGAAGUAUUACGAGAUGACCGGCAACCCCGACCUUCUGCGCAUCAUCGAGGACUGGUUCGCCGCUCGCUUCGCCGAAGGCGGCACGACUAAAAACAUCAACACGAUGGCCGUGUUCCUGACUCUGGCCUACGUCUACGAAAAGACAGGCAACGUCACCUACCUCCCCUGGCUCGACGCCUGGGCCGAAUGGGCCAUGCACGACCUCCCGCGCACUCGCUACGGAGGCAUGCAACACGCAACCUACCUAACCGAGAACUACCAACAGCUUUGGGACGACACGCUCAUGAUGACCGUGCUCCCGCUCGCCAAGAUCGGCAAGCUGCUCAAUCGCCCUGCCUACAUCGAGGAAGCCAAGCGCCAGUUCCUCGUCCACAUCAAGUACCUCUUCGACACGCGCUCGGGGCUCUUCUACCACGGCUGGACAUUCGAAGACGGCGGUCACAACUUCGCCGAUGCCCGCUGGGCCCGCGGAAACAGCUGGAUCACCAUCGUCAUCCCCGAGAUCAUCGAGCUGCUGGACCUCCAGCCCAGCGACCCCCUUCGCAUCCACCUCCUCGACACCCUCGAGGCCCAAUGCGAGAGCCUCCAGCGUCUUCAGGACCCCUCAGGCGCCUGGCACACUCUUCUCGACCACGCAGACUCCUACGCUGAGGCCUCCGCCACGGCGGGCUUCGCGUACGGUAUCCUGAAGGCCGUCCGGAAGAGGUAUCUGGGGCCUCAGUAUCGCGAGGUCGCGGAGAAAGCCAUCACCUCUGUUCUAGGCUAUGUUGAUGCUGCCGGCGAGUUGCAGAACACAAGCUUCGGAACGGGUAUGGGUGAUAGCUUGGAGUUCUACAAGUUGAUUCCGUUGACGGCGAUGCCGUAUGGGCAGGCAAUGGCUAUCAUGGCCUUGGGUGAGUAUCUUCGGGGGACGUUAUAGACUGGUUGAUAUGAUGUGACGUGAUGUAUGUGAUGUGAUGAUACAUUUGUUUUCUUGUGAAUAGUAUAUAUAUCAAUGCAUAUAGAUGGCUCAUGGUUCAUGAUUCAUGGUUCUUCGUUGUUGCAGUUUCGACUUUUGUCCUGAAUAGACCGUUUC
Aspergillus steynii IBT 23096 is the source of this 1388-nucleotide messenger RNA. RefSeq names its product glycoside hydrolase family 88/105 protein. Lineage: Eukaryota; Fungi; Ascomycota; Eurotiomycetes; Eurotiales; Aspergillaceae. The transcript has a single exon. The record is from RefSeq and is a predicted model, not a curated record. Gene Ontology annotation, biological process: carbohydrate metabolic process. Bases 132 to 1232 code for a protein of 366 amino acids.